Messenger RNA from Dendroctonus ponderosae (mountain pine beetle), 1286 nucleotides. Its product is annotated as probable galactose-1-phosphate uridylyltransferase. Gene Ontology annotation, cellular component: cytoplasm. The record is from RefSeq and is a predicted model, not a curated record. Gene Ontology annotation, molecular function: zinc ion binding; UDP-glucose:hexose-1-phosphate uridylyltransferase activity. Gene Ontology annotation, biological process: beta-D-galactose catabolic process via UDP-galactose, Leloir pathway. NCBI's taxonomy places the organism in Eukaryota, Metazoa, Arthropoda, Insecta, Coleoptera, Curculionidae. The coding region runs from base 193 to 1233 and encodes 346 amino acids. The transcript has 3 exons.
GAUGUAACGCCACUGUUAUCAUUAAAUGAUUAACUAAACAGUAAUCAACUUCGAGUGUACAGAGUAGAAAUAUUCGAUCACAGCUUGCUUGGCUAACUGAUAUACCAGCACAUAAUUCGCCUUAGUUUUAAGGUUAAAACUCGUUGUUUCAGAUGGUUUAUUUUUAGAAAGUUAACAGUACUGGUAUCAAAAAUGACAUUUAAUCCAAACGAACACCAACACUUAAGGUACAAUCCCUUGAAAGACGAAUGGAUUUUGGUUUCCCCACAUAGAGCUUUAAGACCGUGGAGCGGUCAAACUGAAAUACCAGCCGUAGAAAGAGUAGCACGUUUUGACCCCACAAAUCCUUUAUGUCCUGGGGUGGUGAGAGCCUCAGGAGUGCAAACUCCCAAAUACGAAUCCACUUAUGUAUUUACAAAUGACUUUCCCGCUUUGCUUGAUGAAGGGCCGGAACCUGAAGAGUCAGAGGAUCCGCUGUUCCAGACUAAAAGUGCUAAGGGCACUUGCAAAGUCAUGUGCUACCAUCCCUACUCAGAUGUGUAUUUAACUAGUUUGUCAACGAAGGAAGUAGUGGAUAUAAUAAACGAAUGGGUGAGACAAACACAAGAGCUGGGUAAGAAAUAUCUAUGGGUUCAGUUGUUUGAGAACCGAGGGCAAAUGAUGGGUUGUUCCAAUCCCCAUCCUCAUUGCCAAAUCUGGGCAUCCAGUUUUUUACCAAAUGAAGCCAGGAUUAAAGAUGAUAAUUUGAAAUCCUACUUUCAAAAGCACGGAAGGCCUCUACUGCAAGACUACGUAGCAAAAGAAAUAAAAAAACAGGAAAGACUAGUAGCCGAAAACAAUGAAUGGAUUGUAGUGGUCCCUUACUGGGCCAUUUGGCCGUUUGAAACAAUGAUUUUGCCAAAAAAACAAAUCGAACGCUUUUCCGAUACCGACGAAGUUCAAAGAGAAGCAUUAGCCCGAAUUCUUCAAGUAUUGGUAGCCAAAUACGACAAUUUAUUCAAAUGCAAUUUUCCCUAUUCGAUGGGAUGGCAUGGAGCCCCUACCGGUCCUCAGCUCGCAGAGUCCCAUCCACAUUGGACUUUUCAUGGUAUCUACUUUCCUCCUCUACUGCGAUCGGCAACAGUCAGAAAGUUCAUGGUUGGGUAUGAACUUUUGGCUCAAGCCCAAAGAGAUUUAACUCCUGAAAAGGCAGCCGCAAUGCUGAGGGCGCAAGAUGAUACGAGAUUUCAAUAAACAACAAUCUCAAUGUUAAUUAUUGUUAUUAAAUGGUUGAUGACACUUGAAAA